Molecule: messenger RNA, 4769 nt
Organism: Haliotis rubra (blacklip abalone)
Lineage: Eukaryota; Metazoa; Mollusca; Gastropoda; Lepetellida; Haliotidae
Product: kinesin-like protein KIF3A
Biological process (GO): mitotic spindle organization; microtubule-based movement
Molecular function (GO): microtubule motor activity; microtubule binding; ATP binding
Source: RefSeq, a predicted model, not a curated record
GAAUGCCGUGCGUAUUUCGGUCGAUUGAAGGUUUUGUAAAGCAUAUAUACCGUCAAUUGGGUGUCAACAGACAUUUUGCAAGUCUUGUUAUGUUUUUAAUCAAGGUACUCAAUAGCUUUGAUGCAUUUAAGCCGUCUGAAUCCAUGAACGUGAAGGUGUUGGCAAGGUGUCGUCCACUGACACAAGACGAGCAGAGCAAAGGUGCCAAAUCUGUCAUCAAGGUUUCAGGGGACAAAGUAAUAGUUGAUGCUGCUGGAAAGGAAUCUUCAUUUUCUUUUGAUGCUGCAUAUUCCAGUGAAGCAAAGAAUCUUCAACUGUACCAGGAGAAAUGUGAGGCGCUCGUCCAGAGAGCCCUAGCAGGCUACAAUGUCAGCCUUCUGGCUUUUGGAGCAGCAGGAUCUGGGCGGAGUUUCUUGUUGAAGGGAAGUGACCAAGAUCCAGGUGUUGUACCUCAGAUGAUAGACUCCCUCUUCAAACAGAUGGCAGACGGCAGCAAGAAAUCUUACCUGGUGACGGUGUCCUACCUGGAGGUACUAGAUGAGAAGUUGACUGACCUGCUCAACCCUCAUGACCUGCCGAUGGAGGUCCGUCAACAUGUACAGAAGGGCAUCUAUGUGGAGAAGUUGUCGGAGGUGGUAGUCCAGUCAGCCGAGGAGCUGUACCGCAUGUAUGACCAGGGCACUCGUGCCAGGAAGAUGAAACGCGCAGACAUCAAGACUCACCGGGCCAGAGCUCAUUCCAUUUUCUCAGUGGGCAUUCAUCAGAAGGAAAAACAGUCGAGCAAACUUGGUGUGAAGUCUGUCAUCAACGCGGUUGACUUGGCGGGUACUGACACAAAGAACUCUGAAUCUGGCUCUGGCACCACGGGGCUGAUGAACCUACUGGCAGCCCUAGGGGACAGCAAGAAGAAGGGGGGUUAUGUCCCCUACAGAGAGACCAAGAUCACACAGCUGCUACAGGAUGCUCUAGGGGGCAACUCUCUCUCCCUCAUGGUAGGACUGGUGGGAUCUGCAGAUUCCUCCUACCACGACACCCUCGCCACGCUGCAGCACGCCCAGUACGCUCGCUCCGUCAAGAACAAGGCCUUUCAGAACAUGGAUGAGACAUACACCAUCAUCACCGAUCUGAGAUUUGAGAUCUCGAAGCUGAAGGAUAAGAUAGCAGCAGCAACAGAGCCGAACAAAGACGAUGUGGACAAACUGGAGGGCCUGGUCCACGACCUCCAGACGGCCAAGAAGCAGACGUGGGAGGAGAAGGAACGAGUCUCCAAGAAGGUCGAGGAGGAGAGGAAAACCAACCUGGCUAACAAGGGAGUGCUGGAGUGGGUGAUGGACUCCAUGAAGAAGGGCAGCCAGGAGCUCCAAGACCGACUCGUCAUCCUGCAGAAGGAGAAGGACCAGUUGACCUUGAAGCAGAAGGAGAAGCGGAAAGAACUGGAUGAUCUCAAGGAAGAUCUGCAGAAGAAGAUCACAGAGUUUUCCAAAUUAACAGAGAAAGGCAAGAUGUCUGAAUCAGACACCAAGGGUCGUGUGAACAACAUCCAGGCCUUGAAGGAGAACAUCAAGCAGGAGACGGAGGCGUUCCGGAAGCUGAAGCAGCAGAUGAAGGUCAUCCAGGACAAGCAGACGGCAGAAAGGGAGGGCAGCCAGAUGCAGGCAACAGCACUGAAAGGUAACCUGGAACUGCGGAAGAAGAUAGCGCAAGAGGAGUUGUCGAAGCUGGAGGUGGAGCACAAGGCUGUCCUUGAGGAGGAGCUGGAGAGGGUGAAGAUGGAGGUGCAGCAGGACCACACGGAUAUACAGCUGCGUGUGGCGGAAGGCAAGCAGUACCAGCAACAGGAAGCUGCAGCCCUGGACAUGGAGCUGGCCCAGCUCAGACAGGAGAAGUCUGUGAUGACCACCAGGCUGGAGUCUCUCCAGAGGGAGAAGGACUUCAUGCAGAAGGAGCUGGGCGAGGUUCAUCGUGUGCACAAGGAGGAGAUGGAGCUCCAGCAGCUGCAGCACUUCCAGUCUUUCCGCCAGUACCGGGAGAUGUUUGAGGAGCAGAAGGCUGUGAUUGAUCAGCGGUACCGUGUGCUGUUGGAGGAUGCCAUCCAGGAUGCUGUCUUCCUCUCCAGCCGCAACACAGAGCUCGUCACAGAGAACCAGGACCUCCGACUGUAUAUCGGGGAACUCAAGGAUGCUGUGACCAAGUCCGGAGGCAGAAUCCCCCCCUCGGAUGUCAUGCUCUAGACACAGAAUCCCAGAUCCAUGAAUUUGACUCCAAGUAUUAUGCGAUGAAAAUCAAACAUUCCCUCUUUUAAGCAAAUGAUUUUUUAUAUUAUUAUUACAUUUCUACAACUCUGAUGAGAGCAUUGCAUUGAAGUAUUACUUAUAAUUCACAUCAUUAUUUAUUUUCAAAUAUUUAAGUAAAAUAUGCGCGGUUGCUUUUGGUAUUAAAUGUGGGUUUAAUGUUUUUAUCACAAUGAUGUAAAAAUUUAACCUAUUUAUAUGUACAAUGCAGUCUCUGGUUUAAUUUAUCUUUAACAAAUGUAACUGUGGUAAAAAAUGCUUGAGAAAAGUAUCCAGAGCACACCAGUGGGAUGUCAUUUCAGUUUAGAGUUAAUAUUUUCACAACACUGGAUGAUGGUGUUUGUAUUUUCAACUUAAAUUAACAUGAACAUGUUUGUGGGAUGGGUUUUUUGUUUUUAUUUAUUUCGUCAUAGUUUCAUAUGAAUCUUUGCACAAUGAAUAUCAAAAUGGUGUUGGGAGAAGAUACCAAUAUUUAUGCAUUUAUUGUAUAUUUAAAAUUUACUUUACCAACAUUUACAGUCUGUGAUAUUGAACAGAUUAGUCACCCAAUUGUAUAUCUAGUCUUCCUCUUCUAUUUUAAACAGGUUUACUUAAAACUAAAACAUUCAAACUUAAAUUUUGCACCAAGCUUUGUAUCAUGGAUGAUACUGCUAUCAUGACUUUUUCAAAACUUUUCUCAGUAUUUUGUAACUUUGAAGCCACCUUGGGCGUAUUUUGGUGUCAACAUCUUCUGAAAACUCACCCAUCAUGCAUAUAAUUUUUCAAUUUUCAACACAUAAACAAACCAUUUAAUUGCUUUGGAUUUUUGUUUCUGAGGAAUUAUAACCCUUUUAAGACAAUUGUUUUUCUAAAUAUUAGAUAUACAGUGUUUUUGUUGUGAGCCAUAAUAAUUCUAAUAUAAACAAGUCAAAUUGUGACAUGGGUGGCAGUGUAUGAAAUGAGAAUUUGUUGCAUUAACAUGUGAUUCGAGAAAAUUUUGUUUUGUGGCUAUAUCUUAUUAUUGUUAACUCAUCCAUAUAUAUUAUUUGAAGAGUCGUAAUUCCAACAACCUUUUCCUGUUUGUAUUUAUGGGAUUCCAGCAGAGCAUCAUGUUCUGAACCGACUCUUACAGCCGCUGGCGGUUGUCAGUUGCAAUCAAUUUCAUUUAGUGACAGUAUCAGUAUUUCACCACAUUCUGAUGAAAUAAAAAUUUUAAGCAUAUUGUUCUGAAUAUGUAUGAUUAUUUUAAUACUCACAUUUCAAAUAAUAUAUAUUUUACAAUCAAAAUUAUAUAUGUACCAUUGCAGCAUUUGUGUGACAAUCUGAAUGUGGAACACAUAUAUUCAAUAGGACGGAUGAACCAUACAUUCUUUAUGGAUGGUAGCAUAUGAACAAUUAGAGAAUACCUACUCUACAAAUUUUAUUCCGUAUUUUAGGCCACAUGGCCCAUAGUACAAUUGUGUUGCAAGAUAUACAAUCGUUGUCACAUGACCAAAAUUACAUUAAGAAGAUCUUAAGCUAAAUAUUUUUAGCAGAUAUAUAGAUGUUAAACGUAAUAUAUUUACAUCAUGUGUGUUUAAUAUUUGUUGCAAAGUUAAUCUAAUUUUACAAUAUUUUUUGAUGGACAAGAAGUAUUCAUUACGGAGUAGAAAAUAUCUAUUACAGAUAAAGAAAACAUGGUAUUCAUUUUCUACAACAUUCAUAUCACAGUGCAAACAAAUAGAUUCUAUAUCAUUGACUUUCUUUUUACGUUGUUGAUUUACCCUGAAAUCAUGAAGAGAUAUACGAAAUUUACACAUCGAUCUAACUAAGUUUCUAUUUUCAAGUUUAUGGAUAUAUGUUUCGCAUUGGAAUAAGUUCUUUAUACUAGAAUAGUGUGACAAAUAUGAUGAAUUAGAGAAUACCUAUAAGGAAUGAUAUGCGAUUCUGAGUUAUGAAUAUAAUCUAGGUACAGUAUUCUCAAUUGAAGGAGGAAAAUGGAUGCUGAGAAAAUAUUAUCCUACAAGUACACUUCACUGAAGGCAUCCUUGUUCUGAUGACCUUGCCUUAAUAUUUUGAAAUUAUGAAUAAUGCAUGAGUUUAAACUUGAAAAUUGAUUCAUCUGCCCAGUCAGUUUUGAGAACUGGUUGUAUUGCAUCUGCAAAUAUCAGAAAGUAAUUUCACUCUAUUAUAAAAUUCCAAGAAGGAUACUUUAUCCACAUUCCUGGCCCCGUUCCUAAAAAACGAAUCCCAUUAUCAGUGUUGGUCUAUAGAUGUAAUAAGCAUCAUGUGUUGCUGUUAUAGUGAUAAUCAUCAUACAGUAAGCAGAUAAACAAAGUGGUGAUGGAAUGAAUUCGGCAAAGAAUGGACAACCAAAACAUUAUGGCAGAUCUGUCAUGCUUUAUAUUAAAUGAUUUAUACUAAAAUGUUUCUAUGCCUUGUGACAAGUUCACCCUCUAUGAAUGCAAUACUGUAUAUUCCGUCCGAUUAUUGUUAUGAAAUAAACUUUUUUUUAUCUUU